AUGAGUAAUCAUUCUAAGAGAUCAACUCUUAUGAAAUGUAAUACUGUUAAAGCACCUAAAUAAUUAAGAAAAGCCAAAUCUUUUUAUUCUUAAGCUGAAACCUUUCAACUUAGUAAUCAAGUUGAUGGAACUGAUGAAAAAUUAAAGUAAUUUUUAAAAGAAUAUAAUAAAUAGAAAAUUAGAAUAAUCAUUCCAUAACUAAUCUGAUUUUAAAAUUAUGUAAUCUUAACCUAGAUUUAAUAAGACUUUUUCAGUUCAUAAAAAAAAUAAUAUUGUUGAUACAAUUAUUCCAGAAUGGUUAAAAUCUAGAAAAGAUUUUUAAUAAAUUUGUUAUACAGAGACUAUUAAUGAUUUAUUAUCUGUUCCUAAGAUUAUUUUGAAAUAAUAAAGAAAUACAAUUGAAGAUUAAAAGAUUAAAGAUUGGAUUCAAAAUAAAGUUUAUGGAUUACCUGAUGAACUCUAUAAAGAUAUCACUUAAAUUAUGACAACCAGAGUAUUUGCAUUUGAAGAAAUAUUUGAUGUUGAUCAUAAUAUAACUGUUUUGUAUGAAGGCAAAGUUUAAAGAGUAAAUAAAGAUUUAGGAUUCCCUAUUAAUGGUCCUCCCAUUAAAAUAGGUGAAUUCUUAAGUGAUGAAUAUUUAUAUAUGGUUAAAACUGAUGUCAUUAUUGUAGAAAUCCCAAAAAUUGAAUUAAUGUAACUAAUGGAUGGAUUCAAAAUUUCAAAAUUAGAAUAAUUUGUAUAAUAAAUGAAAUAAUUUCCAGCUUUCAAAUCUAUUAAAAAGAAUAGUUUACAUAAAAUCAUUACAAGAGGAUAAUUAUAAUUGAUUAUUAAGAAUUAUUAAAGAUUUUAAAGGGCUUCAAAUUAAGAAUACUUAAAUAUUCUCUUCUAUGGCAAAUUAUAAUUAAAUCUAAGAAAAUUAAUAAGUAAAAUGAAUAAAUGGCCUAUUAGUUAAAAUUAAUGGGAAACCAAAACAUAUUAUUAAUAUUAAGAUAGAAUAUUAGAAUUAGAAUCUCUUAAUUGUUUUGGACUUACAGAUGAUUAAUACACUAUAUCGACAAGAGAAAGUUGUGUAUUAUUAUAAAUAAGAAGAAAUAUUUUAGAAACAAGUAUUAAUGCAAGAGAUUAACAUAGUUUUAACAACAGAAUAGAUAAAUGAUUUGAAAUAAUCGAUUGAUAUAUUUAAGUAAGAAUCUAAAAGUUAAUGGAGAGAACGAAUGAGAAAAAAGUUUGAUUAAGAAAUUAUUUAAUAGAAAAUAAGAAUGGAAAAAGUAAUGAUUGCAUUGCUAAAUAAUUGA
This is a messenger RNA of Paramecium pentaurelia, 1295 nucleotides long. Lineage: Eukaryota; Ciliophora; Oligohymenophorea; Peniculida; Parameciidae. The record is from the annotation of a GenBank genome assembly.